UUCUCAAAUAAUUCUCAAAACAACUCAAAAAAAAACACAUAAAAGAGAGAAAUAUGGAUAAAGCUAUAAAGGUUGUGGCUUUGGCAUUGGUGUUGAUGGUUGUGAUUGGUUUUGGUGAAGCUCAAACCAUUUGCAACAUGACAUAUGCUGGUUUGUAUGCAUGUAGACCGUCAGUGACGCCUCCGAAUCCGACACCGCCGACCGCUCGAUGCUGUAUGGCGCUUUCGCAUGCCGACUUGCACUGCUUUUGUGCAUACCGGAACUCAGGAGCUCUUUCUUCUCUUGGCAUUGACCCUAAUCUUGCAAUGCAGCUACCUAAGAUUUGCAAGCUUCCUAACUCUCCAAAUUGCUAGAGGAAGUGUCUUGUUAGAGUGUUUUAUGAUGUUGAACUAUGGUUGAUUUAGCAGGGAAAGAAUAAGUUAAACCUCAUAUUUAACUGUUGUAAAAGGGUGUGUAUCUUUUUCCUUUAAAGUUUGAACCAUAUUUACUAUUGGAUUAGUACAUUGGUUGUUUGUUGCAUCUCUUCUAUGUUUCAUGGUUUUGAUGCUCUAUAUUGAGUACAUGUGUUGAUAAUUUUGUGGUGGAAAAA
This is a messenger RNA of Benincasa hispida (wax gourd), 589 nucleotides long. Its product is annotated as putative lipid-transfer protein DIR1. Gene Ontology annotation, biological process: systemic acquired resistance. Lineage: Eukaryota; Viridiplantae; Streptophyta; Magnoliopsida; Cucurbitales; Cucurbitaceae. Gene Ontology annotation, molecular function: fatty acid binding. The record is from RefSeq and is a predicted model, not a curated record.